Molecule: messenger RNA, 545 nt
Organism: Cucurbita pepo subsp. pepo (vegetable marrow)
Lineage: Eukaryota; Viridiplantae; Streptophyta; Magnoliopsida; Cucurbitales; Cucurbitaceae
Source: RefSeq, a predicted model, not a curated record
AACGGGGUUGGAGAAAUGCCGGAGUCUCUGUUACAUGUGCUGCUCAGAUUGACUCUCUGCCCCCGUUUUGAAGUACAGGCUUAAGCUUUAACGCUGAAAAUUUGAGAGAGAGAUGGGAAGCAACGAGGAGUGGAGGAAAAAUGCAGAUACGCACAAAAUGAAGCCGGAGGAUGUAAAAGCAGCAGGAGUGGAAGCCUCCAAGAGGCCUCCAGGACACCACCCAGGCACAACCCUACACCAGCGCCGGAGUCUCCCCUACAGCAUCACCACCAUGACAAUCGCUGGCCUCUUCAUCGUCGGCGCCAUCGGAUAUAUCACCUUAUACACCAUGAAAAAGCCCGAAGCCUCUGCCAAAGACGUCGCCAAGGUCGCUACGAAUGUCGCAGAACCUGAAGACACCAAGCCCAGGAAGUAGGCUCCAUUGCUGGGAACUGUUUUCUUUUUUUCCCUCUCCCCCCACUGUGCUGUCUUUCCUUCAUUUACAACCUGAAUGCAAAAUAUGCUUUUCAUUCUAUAAAAGAAUCUGAAAAAAGAAAAAGGAUCUA